CGUCGCUGAUUGGCGGAGCGGCCGGGGGCGGGGAGGCUUGGGCCGGCCGUUGAGGCGGAGCCCGGGUGCCGUUGCCAUGAAUUGGGGCCGCCUGGGCAGACGGGUGCUGCUGUGCGGGACACUAGGCGCGCGGGGUCUGAGCCGGAGCAUGUGUACCCAGGCGGAUGACUGGCAAUCUGCCAAAUCAAUAUAUGAAUUCCAUGCCAAAGACAUUGAUGGCGAUGAUGUGUCCCUGGAAAAGUACAAGGGGAACGUCUGCAUCAUCACCAAUGUAGCAUCCAAAUGAGGAAAAACUGACGUAAACUACACUCAGCUUGUCGAUAUGUACGCCAGAUAUGCUGAGCGGGGUUUACGCAUCCUGGGCUUCCCCUGCAACCAGUUUGGAAACCAGGAGCCUGGGGAUGAGUCUCAGAUCAAACAAUUUGUUGCAAGCUAUGGGGUGAAGUUUGACAUGUAUAGCAAGAUAGAGGUCAACGGGAACAACGCCCAUCCUCUCUGGAAAUGGAUGAAAGAUCAGCCCAAAGGAAGAGGCACCCUGGGAAAUGCAAUAAAAUGGAACUUCACAAAGUUCCUCAUUAACAAGGAGGGCCAUGUGGUGAAGAGAUACAGCCCAAUGGAUGAUCCAUAUGUGAUUGAGAAGGACCUGCCCGCUUUCCUGUAGACCUGUUCACUUCGACACUGGACCAUUCCCUCUGCUUAGCAAUGGCUCUUACCUGCUCCCUGUGGAGUCUUCCUAUCCGGCCCCAAUGACGGCCUGCCUUAAAGCCAGCCUGCUGGUGAGGCAGACCCGAAAGCUUGGCGUGCAUCGGCAGGAAGAAGGCUUCACUGGGCUGGUGGCUGUUGCUGGGCAGUUUCCAUAGAACUGACUUGGGCACUCUCAGCUUUGUUGCAAUAAAAGUUUAUGCUGAAACUGA
Molecule: messenger RNA, 914 nt
Organism: Chrysemys picta bellii (western painted turtle)
Lineage: Eukaryota; Metazoa; Chordata; Testudines; Emydidae
Gene: GPX4
Product: glutathione peroxidase 4
Biological process (GO): response to oxidative stress
Cellular component (GO): nucleus; mitochondrion
Molecular function (GO): phospholipid-hydroperoxide glutathione peroxidase activity; glutathione peroxidase activity
Source: RefSeq, a predicted model, not a curated record